Molecule: messenger RNA, 897 nt
Organism: Insectozyma verbasci
Lineage: Eukaryota; Fungi; Ascomycota; Pichiomycetes; Serinales; Debaryomycetaceae
Source: the annotation of a GenBank genome assembly
AUGACCUUUUUACAAUCAAUUAAAAAUAUCACAUCCAAUACUGAAUCUAUAAUUAAAAAUGCAACAAAUACAGAACCUUUAGGUCCUUAUAAUCAUGAGCUAAUUGAAAUUUCAAAUUUAACAUAUAAUAAAAAACAUCUUUCAAUUAUAAUUUCAAUAUUGACUCGAAGGUUAAAGUAUAUAAAUGAUAUUUUUGGUAAUAAAUGGGGGAAUGAGCUCACUAAAAGUGCCAGUAUCAAAAGAAGUUUUACUUAUAAGUCAACGAAACAAGAUAAUAACAAUUCAAGUAGUUCAAAUUUAGAAUUACCGAAGCGUUCAAACACCAUGAGUUAUAAAAAUCACAAUUAUAAUAAUGAUUCAAAUUUAAAUAAACAUUGUUUAAUUUUAUUAAAGACAUUAACAGUUACAUUAUAUUUAUUACAAAAUGGCAGUCAACAAUUUUUAGAUUGGAUUCAAUCGGAGUAUUUGGAUUUAAUUAAACCAUUGACUAAGAUAAUAUAUCCAAAUAAAUAUCAUGAGAGUUUAAAAUUCAAAUUAUUAAAGAUUUUAAAUUUGUUGGACAAUGAAUCAUAUUUAAGAAAUUAUAGACUGAAUUUGCAUAAAUUAAAGACAGAUUUAUUAGUACCUGGCAUGAAGAGAACAAGUUUAGAUAAUAUUGAUUUGUUAAAUGUUAAUGAUACCGAAAUGAUGGAUCAAAAUUAUAUUUACCAAAGAACAAAUAGUGUUGAUUCAACGACACAGAAUAAAGCAAGAAGAUUGAAUUCAAAUAGUCUAUUACCAAAUGAUCAUUCAAGUAGUGCAUUUGCAAAUACCUCAGACAGAUCACCUAAUAACAAUCUAUCAAAUUCACCACCCACUUUAUAUAAACAACAUACAUUAUCACCAUUAUUCAAUUGA